CCUCCCUCCCUCUCCUAGCUCAUUGUGUCGUCGUCGUCGUCGUCGUCUUCCCGGCUUCGGCGUUCUAUCUGCUGGCAGCAACGCCCGCAGCAGCUCUCGUUUGCUGCGCUGUAGCCCAUCUCUUGGGGGUGGCAUGGCGAGGCGGACGAGCGGCCCCAAGAAGAAGCUGAGGAGGGGCCUCUGGUCGCCGGAGGAGGAUGAGAAGCUGAUGAACCACAUUGCCAAGUAUGGCCAUGGCAGCUGGAGUUCCGUCCCCAAGCUAGCAGGUCUUGAGAGGUGUGGGAAGAGCUGCAGGCUGAGGUGGAUCAACUACCUCAGGCCGGACCUCAAGAGGGGCGCAUUCUCGCAGGAAGAGGAAGACCUCAUCAUCCAUCUCCACUCCAUGCUGGGCAACAAGUGGUCUCAGAUUGCAGCGCAGCUGCCGGGGCGGACGGACAACGAGGUCAAGAACUUCUGGAACUCGUACAUCAAGAAGAAGCUCCGCCAGCGCGGCAUCGACCCGGCCACGCACAAGCCGCUGGCCGAGGCCGCCAGCAGCGGCCGCGGGGGCGCCGCCGCAGCCAGCCGCGCGCGCACGGCUGUGUUCAGCGACGCCGAGCUCAUCCUGCAGUCGUCAUCGGCGGGCAAGCACAUGCCGCCGCCGCCAGUGACGGCGGAGAGCUACGUGUACAGCCGCAGCAUCAGCGCCGACGGCGGCGCGAGCGACGGCUCCCUGCAGUCGCUGUCGGGGUACAACCAGACUGGGGACUUCGCGGAGGCCUACCUGCAGGACCCUGACGCGCUGCAGCCGUGCGGCCCCUCCGGUGUCCCGGCGGUCGUUCUGCCGUCGGCGUCGAGCUCCAGCACGCUGAACUCGAUGGGCGGCCUAAGCCCCGCGGCCACCACCGCCACCACGGGAACAGACGAGCUGUCGACGCAGCAGAGCUGCAGCGCCAGCCACCUGCCGUGGCUGGAGCUGGGCACGAGCGGCUACGCGAACGGCGCCACCGCCGCCGUGGACCACUACGGCGCGGCGCUGGACGAGCUCAAGUGGUCCGACUACGUGUUCGACGGCUACGGCGGCGGCGCGCAGUACCAACAGGGACAGUGCAUCUACGGCGACAGCAAGGACGCCGUGCAGUUCGUCGACGCCAGCGGGCUCGGCAGCAGUUGGUGCCUGAAUUGAUCUCGAGCCAACGCACUCGGCGGCGAGCAAUUAAUCGAUCGACUACUCAACCCAACACUUAUACGCGUGCCUACGAUUGCUGAUAGCUAAUGUUUGUUGUUUGGUGAGCUUCUGGUUUGUAAAUUUCUUCCUCGUUUGGAUUACCGGGCUUGCGUUGCGUGUUAAUUUUCCGGUGCAAUCCACAUGUAAAGAUCAUAUGGUGAUGGUGCAUUGUUGGUGACGGGACAAAGGAUUAUAUAGAGAUACAUAUAUAUAAAUGGGAGGUGUUUAAUUGAA
Messenger RNA from Panicum virgatum (switchgrass), 1441 nucleotides. Its product is annotated as transcription factor MYB4-like. Gene Ontology annotation, biological process: regulation of stomatal movement. Lineage: Eukaryota; Viridiplantae; Streptophyta; Magnoliopsida; Poales; Poaceae. Bases 134 to 1165 code for a protein of 343 amino acids. The record is from RefSeq and is a predicted model, not a curated record. The transcript is spliced from 3 exons.